Messenger RNA from Impatiens glandulifera, 1350 nucleotides. Its product is annotated as transcription factor UNE12-like. The coding region runs from base 275 to 1144 and encodes 289 amino acids. Gene Ontology annotation, biological process: regulation of transcription by RNA polymerase II. Gene Ontology annotation, cellular component: nucleus. Gene Ontology annotation, molecular function: protein dimerization activity; RNA polymerase II cis-regulatory region sequence-specific DNA binding; DNA-binding transcription factor activity, RNA polymerase II-specific. Lineage: Eukaryota; Viridiplantae; Streptophyta; Magnoliopsida; Ericales; Balsaminaceae. The transcript has 7 exons. The record is from RefSeq and is a predicted model, not a curated record.
CUUCCCCGACAUUCUUCUCUCUUUCCCAAAAGCACACCUGCACUUUUAACAGAGUGGGAAUGGCCCCAAUUUGUCAGAGCAAAACCGAGCAUGAAAUGAUCUGAAGAAGAAGAGAAAGAGAAAGAGAAUCCACCGGUUGAUACUUUUUAUCCAAACCCACCAAUCUGUUUUCUUCUUUUCCGUCAUUUCUCUCUCGAUUAUUCAAUCUUCAUAGAACCCUGAGCUGUUCUAUCUUCUUUACUCCCAAAACCCAACUGUAUUUCCCCAUCUCGCCAUGGCAAACAACCAACCAGAGGGAUACGCUGAUGAUUUCUUUGAGCAAAUCCUUUCAAUCCCUUCUUACGGUAGCUUGCCUCCUGUACCGCAGAACGGUGGCUCCAGGCAGUCUUCAGCUUCGCAUCUUGGUUCUGGUGAUGGGUUUCAGCAGUCGUUUGUCCCUUUAGGUCUGAGUCUUGACAACGGAAGAGAUGACCACCAUAGAGAGAUAGAGCCAGCCAACAACAUGACCUCUUUCUUUCCUGGGUAUGAACAGUUACAGACCCACUCUAUACGGCCAACUAUGUCUCAUCUGCAACAGGCUUAUAAUGUGCAACCAAUUACCAGUAGUACAACAGUAUCUGUCUCACAUCCGCCCGCUAUCAGACCACGGGUUAGGGCUAGACGUGGACAAGCCACUGAUCCACAUAGUAUUGCUGAACGGCUUCGUAGAGAAAGGAUAGCCGAAAGGAUUAAGGCUUUACAAGAACUUGUUCCCAGUUGCAGUAAGACAGACAGGGCUGCUAUGCUUGAUGAGAUUCUUGAUUAUGUGAACUUCUUGAGGCUCCAAGUCAAGGUUCUAAGUAUGAGUAGGAUUGGUGGAGCUGGAGCAGUUGCCCAACUUGUGACCAAUGCCUCAUUACCUGAGGAAGAGAAUCGAGAAAGUGGGUGCAAUGAAAAUGCAUGGGAUAAAUGGUCAAAUGACGACGUGGAAGAAGAAGUUGCCCGGCUCAUGGAAGAAGAUGUUGGAGCAGCAAUGCAAUACCUUCAAUCGAAAGCACUUUGCAUCAUGCCCAUAUCACUUGCUGCCCUAAUUUACCCAAACCACCAGUUGGACACUCCUGGUUCUGUGAAGUCUGAACCAAACGGACCCUCGGAGACCUCUUAACUAUUUGCAGGUCUAUCUAUCCAUCUAUCUAUCUAUCUAUGUUUCCCCUUGUAUUUUGUAACAAAUGCCAUCAUCCUUGUUUAAUUUAGUAGCUUUUCCAAACUAGGUCUAGCUUCAAGAUAAUUCUGAAAAUCCAUACCACCUUUCUAACUUAAGGCACUUACUUCAUCAUGCUAUCUAUUGAACCAUUUUCAAUGUUUUCAAUU